UUUGAGCAUGUGAGCAUGCUGGUCAUUCUGCUGAACUGUGUGACUCUGGGCAUGUUCCAACCAUGUGAGGACCUCAAGUGCCAGUCUGAAUGGUGUGUCAUCCUCCAGGUAUUUGAUGAUUGCAUCUUCGCUUUCUUUGCUGUGGAGAUGGUCAUCAAAAUGGUAGCCCUGGGGAUUUUUGGAUCAAAGUGUUACCUUGGCGACACAUGGAACCGCCUGGACUUUUUCAUUGUCAUGGCAGGGAUGAUGGAGUAUUCACUGGAUGGUCAUAACGCCAGCCUGUCAGCCAUCCGGACCGUGCGAGUGCUCAGGCCCCUGCGAGCCAUCAACAGAGUGCCUAGUAUGAGGAUACUGGUCACUCUACUUCUAGAUACUCUGCCUAUGUUAGGCAACGUCCUCCUGCUGUGCUUUUUUGUCUUCUUUAUAUUUGGCAUUGUCGGUGUGCAGCUCUGGGCGGGACUUCUUAGGAAUCGCUGUUUCAUGGCAGAUGACGCGAAAGCCCUCUAUAAUCUGUCAUUCAUGAGUCCAUACUUCAUGCAUGAAGACGGUGAGGACAACCCCUUCAUCUGCUCCACCAAUAAGGAGAACGGCAUGCUGCGUUGCAAGGCAGUGCCCCCUGUCAAGGAGGGCGAUGUGGAGUGCUCUUUAAAAGCACCUCUACCGGGACAUGUCUACUUUGGCCUUGAUGAACCAAGCAAGAACACCUGUGUUAACUGGAACCAGUAUUACAGUGUGUGUCAGCCUGGGGAGCUCAACCCCCAUAAAGGGGCAGUGAACUUUGAUAAUAUUGGAUAUGCCUGGAUUGCGAUAUUCCAGGUUAUCACUUUGGAAGGAUGGGUGGACAUCAUGUAUUACGUUAUGGAUGCACACUCAUUUUACAAUUUUAUAUAUUUUAUAUUGCUUAUUAUAGUGGGUUCCUUCUUUAUGAUCAACCUGUGCCUGGUUGUAAUAGCCACCCAGUUUUCUGAAACAAAGCAACGUGAGAACCAGCUGAUGCAGGAACAGAGAGCACGCUACCUCUCCAACGACAGCACGCUCGCCAGCUACUCAGAGCCAGGAAGCUGCUACGAGGAGAUGCUCAGGUACAUCAGCCACCUGUGCCGCAAGGUGAAGCGCCGUGCUUCCCGCAUCUACCAUAGCUGGCAGAACAAACGCAGAAAGAAAGUGAAUCCAAACAGUGGGCUGGGUGGGGGAGGAGGGAGUGGAGGCGGAGCCAAUAGUCACAUCAGGCACAAAGGUGGCAGCCACUGGGUCCGCUCCAUCCAUAACCUCAUCCAGCAGCACCAACGUCAGCACUGUCACCUCAGCAACGGCAGCCACAGCCCUCUGGCCACUACGGGACCCGGCGAGGCUCUGGAAAUGAGGUCUAUCACAACAGGGCCACAACUUACCGUGUCCUCUCAGCCAACCGCUGUGCAGAAUCUUUCUUCCAGGACUCAAUCGGUGCACAGUAUCUAUCAAGGGGACUUUCAUGAGACCCCGCAAGUGCAAACAAGCACUUCGGCUGGUGUGCCAUCACUUGCAAGACUAAACGGGGGUAUGAACUAUCCCACUAUCUUGCCCUCCUUUAUCUGCAGCUAUACCGGCAGCAACCCUGCGGGUAAAGAGAGCGGAGAGUCCAACACCAAUACAGGAUGUGAUGCGAUAGAUCCCUUUGAUAAGCUGCACCAGCUUCUGGGAGAACAUAGUCACAGUCGUGUGCUUCUGCAGAUCGCCGGUGUGGUGCCUAGUCCUCUGCUCUUGGAGCUCUUGAGCUGCCCAUAUUGUGUUAGGGCACUGGAAACCAUGGACUUGGAGCUGAGUGAUUCAGACUACUCCAGGUCAGAAGGGGAUGUGGUGUAUGAGUUCUCCCACGGAGCUGAGUUCAAACCCAGCAGUUCAUCCCAUCACAAAAUACUGGAGAAGCGUAACCGAUUGGUUCAGUACUGGGAUGACUUUCGGGACAGAUUGAUACGCAUAGUGGAUAGCAAAUACUUUAAUCGAGGAAUUAUGAUUGCCAUCCUAAUCAACACUUUAAGUAUGGGGAUUGAAUACCAUGAGCAGCCUGAGGAGCUGACAGACAUUCUCGAGAUCAGCAAUAUUGUCUUCACCAGCAUGUUUGUCUUAGAAAUGCUCUUCAAACUGCUGGCCUUUGGCAUCUUUGGCUACAUCAGGAAUCCAUACAACAUAUUUGAUGGGAUUAUUGUAGUCAUAAGUGUGUGGGAGAUCAUAGGACAGGCAGAUGGAGGUCUUUCAGUGCUGAGGACGUUUCGACUCCUGCGUGUACUCAAACUCGUGCGCUUCCUCCCUGCACUGCGCAGACAGCUGGUGGUCCUCAUGAAGACUAUGGACAAUGUGGCGACAUUCUGCAUGCUGCUCAUGCUUUUCAUCUUCACUUUCAGCAUUCUUGGAAUGCAUCUGUUUGGAUGCAAAUUCAGCCUAAAAAUGGAGAAUGGAGACACGAUUCCAGACAGGAAAAACUUUGACUCCCUGCUGUGGGCUAUUGUCACUGUGUUUCAGAUUCUGACUCAGGAGGACUGGAAUGUGGUUCUCUAUAAUGGAAUGGCUUCCACCACACCAUGGGCUGCUCUUUAUUUUGUGGCUCUGAUGACUUUUGGAAAUUAUGUGCUCUUUAACCUGCUGGUGGCCAUUUUAGUGGAGGGGUUUCAGGCAGAGGGGGAUGCUAACAGGUCAGACGCGGAUGAGGAAAAGAGGUCGUUGAAUUUUGAAGAGGAGGAGAAGUUGGGGGAAUUACGAGCUACAGAGUUGAAGAUGUACUCUCUGAUGAUGUCAGCCAAUGGCCAUGUGGAUCCUCGAGGCGCUUUGCCACCACCAAUCAUCAUGCGCACAGCUGCCACACCCAUGCCCACUCCGAAGAGCUCUCUUGGCCCAGAAUCAGUGUUUGGUUUGGCCGAGUCGAGGCAGGGCAGUGGGGUGUCAAUAGAUUUAAAUGCCUUUGAUCAGAAAUCCCUGUCAAGCCCAAGAAAAUCUCCCUGCCACCCCCGUGGCACAAGCAGUAACUGGGGUAGCCGCAGAUCGAGUUGGAACAGUUUAGGACGAGCACCAAGUUUGAAACGAAAGGACACAUCUGGAGAAAAAGAGUCUCUGCUGUCUGGGGAGGGUAAGGGCAGCUUUGAGGAUGAUGACUCGGAAGGCGAGAAAAUGGGCAAUACCAGUGGGGGCUUAUUGCAGCAUCCCAGCUCUCUAGAUAUCCCUGAGGUGCAUCAGGGCCUCGGCUUGAGCCCAUUAGGAGAGUACCAUGACUGUAAUGGAGGAACCCUACACCUGCCCACUGACCUUACCACCACCCUGAGCAAAGAAGACUCCAUCGCAGAGGAGGAUUUAGAUGAUAGCUUCUGUGUCCGUCUGAGGAGAACAAUGGAAGCUUAUAAACCUAAGUGGUGUAAAGAUCAUGAAGACUGGUCACUUUAUCUGUUCUCUCCUGAGAACAAGUUUCGGAUGAUGUGUCAAAGAUUAAUUUCUCACAAGAUUUUUGAUCAUGUGGUCUUGGUAUUCAUCUUCCUGAAUUGUAUCACCAUUGCUAUUGAGAGGCCCCAUAUUCAGCAACCUGAGCGGGUGUUUCUCAGUAUUUCCAAUUACGUUUUCACUGUGAUCUUUGUUGCUGAAAUGACUGUGAAGGUUGUGGCUCUUGGCUUCUGCUCUGGGAAGCACAGUUACCUGCAGAGCACCUGGAAUGUUCUGGAUGGAGUUCUAGUCUUCGUCUCUCUCAUUGAUAUUCUGGUCUCACUGGAUCCCACUAGUGGAAACAGAAUUUUCGGUAUCCUGAGGGUUCUUCGCCUGCUAAGAACCCUUCGGCCUCUCAGAGUGAUUAGUCGUGCUCCUGGACUGAAGCUGGUGGUGGAAACACUUAUAACAUCUCUUAGGCCCAUUGGGAACAUUGUGCUGAUCUGCUGUGCCUUCUUUAUUGUCUUUGGCAUACUUGGAGUUCAGCUCUUCAAAGGAAAGUUUUACCAUUGUGAAGGUCUCGACACUAAAAACAUCACCAACAAGUCUAACUGUCUUCAAGCAAACUACAAAUGGAUUCGGAGAAAGUACAACUUUGACAAUUUGGGACAGGCUCUUAUGUCACUUUUCGUGCUGUCCUGUAAGGACGGAUGGGUGAAUAUAAUGUACGACGGGCUGGAUGCUGUAGGGGUGGAUCAGCAGCCUGUGCGCAACCAUAACCCUUGGAUGCUCCUCUACUUCAUUUCUUUCCUCCUGAUCGUCAGCUUCUUUGUGCUGAACAUGUUUGUGGGUGUGGUGGUGGAGAACUUCCACAAGUGUCGUCAGGACCAGGAAGAAGAGGAGGCCCGUCUGCGUGAGGAGAAGAGGCAGCGGCUGCUGGAGAAAAAGCGCAGGAGUAAGGCGAAUUGCGGGUCUGAUGCCCAGCAGAGACCGUACUAUGCAGACUACUCUCCAGCCCGCCUUUACAUCCACACACUGUGUACCAGCCACUACCUGGACCUUUUUAUCACCUGCAUCAUAGGCAUUAAUGUGGUCACUAUGUCCAUCGAGCAUUACAAUCAGCCUUCGUACCUUGAAGAGUCGCUGAAAUAUUGUAACUAUGUCUUUACCAUCAUCUUCAUUAUUGAGGCUUUGCUCAAACUUGUGGCUUUUGGCUUACGGAGAUUCUUCAAAGACAGAUGGAACCAGCUGGAUCUAGCCAUAGUUCUGCUCUCUAUCAUGGGCAUCACGCUGGAGGAGAUCAAGAUGAAUGCAGCGCUGCCAAUCAACCCAACCAUCAUCCGUAUUAUGAGAGUGUUGAGGAUAGCCAGAGUACUGAAGCUUUUAAAGAUGGCUACAGGCAUGAGAUCCCUGCUGGACACAGUAAUGCAAGCUUUACCACAGGUGGGAAAUCUGGGCUUGCUGUUUAUGCUCCUCUUCUUCAUUUAUGCGGCACUUGGUGUGGAGCUUUUUGGGAAACUAGAGUGCAAUGACAACAACCUAUGUGAAGGAUUAAGUCGCCAUGCCACGUUUGAAAACUUUGGCAUGGCUUUUCUAACAUUAUUUAGAGUGUCAACUGGGGACAAUUGGAAUGGCAUAAUGAAGGACACUUUGAGGGAGUGCACUCCAGGGGAUAAGCACUGCCUCAGCUACCUCCCACUGGUCUCCCCCAUUUACUUUGUCACCUUUGUGCUGAUGGCUCAGUUUGUGCUGGUUAAUGUGGUGGUGGCUGUACUGAUGAAACACUUGGAGGAGAGCAAUAAGGAAGCUAAGGAAGAUGCAGAAAUGGAUGCUGAGAUUGAGAUGGAGAUGGAAAUGGCUCGGCGUCUCAGCAAAGUCUCAGCAGGGAGCUGUUCUGGGCCAGAAGGCAGGGCAACUUACGUAGGACCACACCCAGAUUCACCUGGACAGGAUGAGAAGAUGCAAAGAACACAGGAGAAAAUGUCAGUAUCAAGGAUGCACUCUUUGCCCAAUGACAGUUACAUGUUUCGCCCUGUGAGGCCGGCCAGUGCUCCAUAUCCACUUGAAGAGGUGGAACCCAGUCACGGGUACCUUGAAUUAGGCUCCAUCACAUCGGUUCACUCCCAGCCAUGUGAGGGCCAUUCCCUGCUCCAGGUCCCUGGUGUUCCUCCCCAUUUCCAGUUCAACAACAGCCUCCCCAGGAUUCCCCCUCCCAAGCCCUCUCCAAACCACAGUAUAGGCAGGGCUCUACACAGACAGGAGGCAAUAAAAAAUGACUCCGUUGAUGCGCAAAGUUUCGACUCCAAAGACAAUCUUGAUAGACAAGCAGGGAUAAGCUUGAAGCUGCCUGUUCCAUGGAUCUCUGGCCCUAUGAGCCCCCAGGGGUCACCACUGCUGCCCCCAUGUGGACACAGCACCCGCACCUUCCAGCACCCCCACAGUCAGCACAAUAUCCCCUCUCGACCUCCAAGCCAGGCCAGCAGCAGCAGAAGCACUAGCCCCAGUGGCUCUAUGUUCGACUCAGCUGAUCCGACGGAUGAGGAGGUUUGCCACAUCAACAGUACAGCGAGGCUGUGGGCAGGGGUCCAUCCAGAAGCACGGAGUCACUCCCUGUCUCCUUACGCCACCUCAGGGACACUACUUCCAAUCCCAGUGAAGAAUUGCAGCAGUGCUGCCAACUUAGGCGAUUUCAAAGAUAAAGACCCUAAGAAGUGCUUCAGUGUGGACACUGAGGGUUUUCUGGAAAAACCCUAUGGUACUGAUGACCAUCGCAGACACUCGAUUGAGAUUUGCCCUUCAGUAGAUAAUGAGCUAGAUAAUGAGUUUUGUCAAGAACUCGGUGAAAAGAGGCAUCCUCCAGUGCGUGGGAAGUCAUUGCACAUUCCCAGGAAGAAAAAGAUGAGCCCUCCCUGUAUCUCCAUAGAGCCCCCGUUUGAAACGGAGGCUCGUGCCUCUCUUGCAUCCAUGAAAAAGCUGUCAGAGAGCAGCAUGUUACUGCGGAGGAGGACACCGUCCUAUGACCUAGCCCUGCAGCAGGACUCUAUGGAUUUGCCAGAGAACCAGCUGUCCACCCAGCCGCUUAUCAAAGUAGAGCGUCAUCACUGUGCCGAGUAUUUAUCUCUGCCGCACCCCACUCCAAUGAACAGUCUGUCAGGCAUUCUGUGCGAGACCACACAGCCGCCCCCCUUCGAUAGCAGAUUUGAAGAAUCCGCUGACUUCAGCUCAGUAAACAGGACAGCCCAAUAAGAGACAUCAAAUGAGAAAUGUGGGUGGCUUUAUCCAAAUGUUACAGUCUACACUCAAAGGUGUGGCAACUAGUUGAACAGGGGACAUCAACCUCUUUCUGUAGCCAAAGUUUAUUUCUUUAUUUCUUUUUCAAACGUAAUAUCAUCAUGAAAGCCAGCCAGUAAUGGCAACCGAUCCUAGUGGGGACAGCUUUUGAUUUGAUUGUGAUCGGGCAAGGUUUUGAACAUGGGAUAUGCAAUUUCAGGUUUCCAAAUGGAACUCUGGUUCUUAUUUUAGUCCCAGUGCUCAAUCACAUUGAUUUGAGUUCAGGAUGUGUGGUGUUAUGUAUCAUCUGUAUGAUAUUUGUCAGUCUUUCCUCUCUUUGUCAUGAGCAUUGCUAAUGUUUUCUGUACAGACAGAGUAUACAGCUUAUAAAGACUAAUAAGAACUGUACAUGUUAUGUACUUUAUUGACUCAUAAUGUGUAAAUAGAGAACAUAUUGUAUUAGUGAAGAAACAAGCUCUAUUCAUAUGCACAUAUUUUUUAUAUAGAUCUAUACUGUUUUUGCACAUAUCAAUUUGAAUUUCAAGUUGAAUUGUCCUCUAUUGUCUUCUUGUGAAUGUACUUUUUUUUUUUAUCAAAUAGCUGUGGGAUCAAUUAUAGUCUGUUUAGGCCUACUGAUAUUGAGAUGAUUUUUAUUUUUCUAUUGGGAGGCGGGGUGUGUCAUAUAUAGAUCCAAUGAGAACCAAACUACAAAUCAUCUGUAGCCUGAGUGCAAUACACUAUAAAUGUUUCUGUAAGUUUACCCAGUUAGUUUAAUCACUUUUUUAACACAAACAUAGCCAGUAACAAGCAUCUCACAUACACACCACUUUACCAUACUCAGGUUCAUCUCAAAAUGUAUAUUAAGGUUUUACUACACUCUACAUUAUAACCUAAUUUAACAGCAACAUUUUAACAUAUUUUAACAUUUUGUGGCCCUUGGCUGUGGCACAAGUUGCAUGUGAAGGACAGAGUAAUUCAAAUGUAAAUGUGACCUUGUUCUGUUUCUCCUGAUGUUUAAACUUUAUAACUGUCAAAGGAGAAGACUAAGGGAGUUCAUAUCAGAACAUGCUUUUUGAUCUAUUCAGCUUUGAAAUGGCACCUCUAGGUUUGUGCCCUCAGAAAAGUGUUAUAAAAGAAACACAAAGGAACGUUUUGGUUUUUGAAUUUUUAAGAGGAUGUGAUUUAUGUAGUUAAACUAAGCCACUGUUUUGGAAAAGCACAGGUUAAGAUAUACCUGUGAAUCCUGCACUUAUUUAUAAUAAUAUAUCUCACUCAACUGCAUAUCCAAUGUCAUCAAUGUAUUACAACAUUUUCAGAUUUAAAAUAGUUAAUGCAGCUUUUGUGCUGUGGUAAUUUACUAUUUUACUAAAUUUCUGAAUUUCCUCAAAAGAUGGAGAGGGAAACUCCAUUGCAUGUUCUUGAGAGGUCUUAGAAAAACAAUCAUCUGGAUGUUUUUUGAAGUUUUUAAUAUUUCAAUUUUCAGAUGUUUUCCAUUUGUAGACUUAUUAUCUCAUUACACUGGGAUGUAAUUACAAGGUAUUCCUCUUUGUAAAACUGAGUAAAACCACUUAUUGUUGUCUAAUGCAAUAUUUUAUGGUAGUCUACAUUGAGAUGAGUGCAGUUGAUUUAGGUGAAAGCAAAAAUCAUGAAUGAUAAGUGUUUACUCUGACAACAUAAUCUGAUGUCAAUUUAUUAUUGGACUUUGAGGCUAAUGUGUGGAGUGUUUCAUAUACUAAGGGACCAGAGCCACACUUUUGCAAAAGGAUUGUUGAUUGAGUUUUUUUUUUUUUUUUUUUUUAAUUACCGUUGAAUUAAUGAUAUUGGCUGUAUGGACGGAGGAGUAUCUAAAUGCCUAAAGUGUUUUUAAGCACUUUGAGCAUGCAGACAUUAUUAGCUGUUUGUUAAAUAUAAGCUUUUACUAUCUAGCAGCCUAAUGUCCUUAACCCUUCAAUAAAUAAUCAAAGCAUUUUCCUCAAGCUUUCAAAGCUCAAGGCUUUUCCUCAUUUCAUUUCCCUGUCUUCUUUUUUAUGCUACUAAAACUUAUUCAUUUCCAUCAAACUGCCUGCAAUAAGUUUGAUUUUUUAUUUUGAUUUUUUUUGGUUUUGAUAUGACUUGGUUGAUAAAGCAGAAGUGUUUAAAAGGCUAUACAGUUGUAUUUCUACAUUGUUUUAUUCUGUGCGAGUGAUCUGAAGGAUAUUCACUGUCAUAUA
Molecule: messenger RNA, 8864 nt
Organism: Xyrauchen texanus (razorback sucker)
Lineage: Eukaryota; Metazoa; Chordata; Actinopteri; Cypriniformes; Catostomidae
Product: voltage-dependent T-type calcium channel subunit alpha-1H-like
Exons: 33
Coding region: 16-6630 (2204 amino acids)
Biological process (GO): positive regulation of calcium ion-dependent exocytosis; calcium ion transmembrane transport; membrane depolarization during action potential
Cellular component (GO): neuron projection; voltage-gated sodium channel complex; plasma membrane
Molecular function (GO): voltage-gated sodium channel activity; low voltage-gated calcium channel activity
Source: RefSeq, a predicted model, not a curated record